GCAUGCAAUAAAGAUGAAGUCAUGGGUUUUAUGUGUUACCACACAAGACUCGGGUUUCCUGUUCCGGGAAAAACUUGGAACAACAGCUCGGAGUGACUCAGACGAACUUUGCUACCAUAAAAAAAGUUCUCAGAGAGCGUGGAGAAUUUUGAGGAGAACGGACGCACCAUGGGUGGAACAGCGCCGACUGUCCUAGCUGUUUUAGCGAUCGUUGUUUCUUCUGUGUCUGUCGGAUUGGGACAGAGUGCGGCUAAAGGAUUCCAGUUCCAAUUUUCUCACUAUGAGCGAGAAGUUGAGUAUGAGGGAUAUGACGGCUGGUACAACAACCGCGCCCAUCCGGAGUGGGGCAUCGCAGACAGCCCCCUGACCCGGCGUCUCCCGUCCCACUACCAUGACGGUGUGUACCGCCCGUCCGGCUCGGACCGCCCCAACCCCCGCAGCCUGAGCGAGCUCACCAUGAAGGGGAUCACGGGAAACGGUUCCUACCGCAACCGGAGCGCCCUGCUCACAUUUUUCGGCCAGCAGGUGGUAGAGGAGAUCCUAGACGCCCAGCGUCCCGGCUGUCCGAUAGAGUACUUCAACAUCCCCAUCCCCCGGGGAGACCCGGACUACGACCCUGACUCCCGUGGGGGUCGGGAGCUUCCCUUCCUGAGGUCCCGCUACGACAUGGGGUCGACGGGGUACUCGCCUAACAACCCUCGCCAACAGUUGAAUGAAAUCACACCUUACCUGGACGGAGGACUGAUGUACGGAGUGACUAAGGCCUGGGCGGACGCUCUCAGGUUGUUCAGUGAGGACAGACCAGGCCGACUGAUAUCGUGCGGUGACCAGGGCCAUGCGGAGUGUGGAGACCUCUACCCCGCCUACAACACGCUGGGUCUGCCCUUCGCCAACCCACCUCCACCUCGAGACCACAUACUCAAACCGUCCUACCGAUUCUUCAAAAUCGGGAACCCCCGAGGAAACGAGAACCCGUUCCUCCUGACAUUCGGCAUCCUGUGGUUCCGCUGGCAUAACUACCUGGCGGACCGGAUCCACGCACAGUUCCCGGACUGGCACGACGAGAGGGUGUUCAACGAGGCGCGGAAGUGGGUCAUCGCUACCCACCAGAAAAUUGUUCUCUACGACUGGCUUCCAGCUUUCUUAGGGGAGGAUCCUGCAAAUUACACAGGUUACAAGUCAUCUGUACAUCCGGGUAUCACACACGUGUUCCAGUCUGCCGCCAUGAGGUGGGGCCAUACCAUUGUGCCACCGGGGGUGUACAGGCGCAGCAGAGUUAGGUCAGACGGAACGUGUGCUUGGCGCAGCACGACAGCAUUCACCAGUCCUCACACGGGCGGCUCUUACUUCCACGGGCUACGAACAUGUAACUCAUACUGGAACUCUGUGGAACCCAUGGAAGAAGGUUUCCAUGGAAAUACUAAUGAGACGUUUGACGGGAUAGAGGAGUUCCUUCUGGGCAUGUCGUCACAGGUCACGGAACGAGAGGAUAACGUCAUCACUGAAGAUCUCAGAGGGCGUGUAUUUGGUCCUCUGGAGUUUUCCAGGCGGGACCUGAUGGCGUUGAACAUCCAGCGGGGCCGGGACCACGGGCUGCCGGACUACAACACGGCCCGGGUGGAGUACGGGCUCAGCAGGGUGGAUAACUUCUCUGAUAUCAACCCAAUACUGUUCGCACAGGAUCCGGAGCUCCUAGCAAACAUCACAGCCUUCGCAGCAGAGAACGACUGGACCACUGACAAGUGCGACAUCUGGGUGUGUGGACUGCUAGAGACCACGGAGCGGGGACCGGGCCCGCUGUUCCGGGAAAUCAUCAAGGACCAGUUCGAACGGAUACGAGACGGCGACAGGUUCUGGUUCGAGAACUACAGACAAAACGGGUUGUUUACAGAGGAUGAAGUCACCCAAAUCUGGAACCUGACCCUGUAUGAAGUCAUCAGUAGCAUCACCAACAUCACCGACAUGGACAUGCAAGAGAACGUCUUUCUCGCCACAGAUUCCCCAUGUUUCCAGCCUAAGCAGUUGAGUCAGUUCGACAUGGAGCCGUGCACCCCUGACAGGCUGGGGGACCCCGCGGACUUCAAGCGGCAGACCUUCGACUACUUCAGCGGCAGCGAGUGGUCCUAUGCCCUGUCCUUCGGCGCCAUGGGACUGUUCGUAGUCGGUUGCGUCUUGGUGCUGGUGUGUCUGGCUAAGAGGAGAAAACUGGAGGAAGCCAAGGAAAGGAUUGAGCACAGGAGAAAAGAGACCAUGAGCGCGACGCGUAGGGAGAACGGACAGUCAACCAUACUUGCUUCUGAGUACAUGGGCGGGAAGGACGGAGAGCACAGCGUGCAGAUAAUGCUGGGUCCCGGUAAGGAGGUUAAGGUGCUGGACCAGUGUCUGAACACCGUGAGGACCAUAGACCUGAAGAACUACGCCAGACUGGACAUCUACCUAGCUGUGGAACGGAACGGCAACAUGCUGGCCAUGAAGAUUCCUAAAGAGUAUGAUCUGAUUCUCCAUUUCGACACGAUGGGCGAGCACAACUUCUGCCUACGUGAGUUAGAGAAGUUCCUCGGACAGGAGGGUCUGAGCUGUAACAAACACGAGAUGAAGGGCAAGGAGCUCAUGAAGAAGGUCAAGACCAAGGCUGACCGGCAGAAGCAGCUGGAGAGGUUCUUCAGGAUCAACUUUGCCCAGGCCUUCAACGAAGACAACCCAAUCGAUGACCAGAUGAGCUUCCGCGAAGCUCAGGAGGUCCUUUCUUGCGAGCUGACCAAGGCAGAGUUUGCUCAGUGCCUGUCCAUGAAGUCGGACUCCAUCUUCGUGGAGCAGAUGUUCAACUUGGUGGACAAGGACAGCAGUGGGUACAUCAACUUUCGGGAGUUCCUCGACGUCAUCGUCAUCUUUGCCAAAGGUACAGGGGAUGACAAGGCCAAGCUGAUGUUUAACAUGUACGACGUGGACGGAGAUGGGAAGCUCACCAGGGACGAAUUCAAGAACAUGCUCAGGUCGAUGAUGGACAUGGUGAACACGGAAGUGGAACAGGACCAGUUGAACGAGCUCGUGGACGCCAUGAUGAAGGCAGGUGGGGUGAGUGACCAGGAGAUCCUGACGCUUCAAGACUUCCUCGGCAUCCUGGGGGACCAGAAACACGCCCUGAACAAAGCGGGACUUCACAUGGAUCUACCAGGUAACAAUAUCAAGAUUCCUGACAAGGUUGUUGGGCCCAGACCAGGUCUGAGGAGGGAGAGUACCAUAAUUCGAGUUGGCCAAGUGCACCAAGCCUACAAUAAAGAAGCGGGAGACUCAGAGUUGCGUCGUCGUCACACGCUGGCAGCCCCACCGUCCGUGCAGCGCCUGAGCUUCGGCACUAAGUCCAAGGUCUACACCGCCAACAAGCUGACUCAGCGCCUCAACAGCUUCACCAGCAAGGUGCAGAACAACAAGCUGCAGAUCUUCUGGAUGACCUUAUAUCUGUUGGUGACUGCUGGGAUUUUUAUUGAAAGAGCUUACUUCUACUCUGUGGAACGUGAGCACGCGGGACUGCGGAGGAUCACGGGGUUCGGUGUGUCGGUGACGCGCGGCGCGGCCAGUGGGCAGAUGUGGACCUACUCCGUCAUCCUCCUCACCAUGUGCCGCAACACCAUCACCCACAUGCGGGAAACCUUCCUGCACAGAUACAUCCCAUUCGACUCCGCCAUCGCCAUGCACAAGAUUGUCGCCAUGUCUGCGCUCUUCUUCACAAUUAUGCACUGUUUUGGCCACGGCAUCAACUUCUUCCACAUCUCCACUCAGCCAGCGGACGAUCUGACCUGCCUUUUUAGGGACUUCUACCACAGGUCCUUUGAUCUGCCAAAGUUUCACUAUUGGCUAUACGAGACAACCACGGGUAUGACCGGAGUGCUGCUCGUUCUGCUCCUGGCUGUGAUGUACGUGUUUUCGACCCAGUACGCCAGGCGCUACGUGUUCAAGGCCUUCUGGUUCACCCACAACCUGUACCCGAUCCUGUACAUCCUGACGAUAGUGCACGGGUCCGGCCAUUUAGUGCAGGAACCUUACUUCUACUACUUCCUGCUGGGUCCGCUCGUCCUCUUUACCCUGGACAAACUCGUGUCCAUCAGCCGCAAGAAGGUGGAGAUUCCGGUGCUCAACGCCGAACUACUGCCGUCUGCCGUUACGAUGCUGGAGUUAAAACGGCCGGCAAACUUCGACUACAAGUCCGGCCAGUGGGUGCGCAUCGCCUCGGCUGCCCUGGGAAACAACGAGUACCACCCCUUCACGCUGACGUCAGCACCGCACGAGGACACCCUCAGCCUCCACAUCCGGUCUGUCGGACCCUGGACCAACAACCUCAGGAAGGUGUAUGAUCCGGCAAAGAUAGAAGGCCACGAACUCCCUAUGGUGUUUGUUGACGGUCCCUACGGGGAGGGGCACCAGGACUGGUACAAGUUCCCCGUGGCCGUGCUGAUCGGAGGCGGGAUCGGGGUCACGCCCUUCGCCGCCAUCUUGAAGGACAUCGUGCACAAGUCGGAAAUGGGCGCCAAGUUUGUUUGCAAGAAGAUUUACUUCCUGUGGGUGACUCGGACCCAGAAGCAGUUCGAGUGGCUGACUGACAUCAUCCGGGAGGUGGAGGAGAAGGACAAGAACGACCUGGUCAGCGUGCACAUCUUCAUCACACAGUUCUAUCAGAAGUUCGAUCUCAGGACUACCAUGUUGUACAUCUGCGAGCGCCACUUCCAGCGCAUCUCCGGACGGAGUCUGUUCACCGGCUUGAGAUCCAUCACACACUUCGGCCGUCCUGACUUCCAGUACUUCUUAACUUCACUACAGGAGGAACAUCCAGAGACGCUGUUUGGAGUGUUCAGCUGCGGACCUCCACCAAUGACAGCUGACGUUGCAAAAGCCUGUAACGAGAUGAACAAGCUUAGCUUUGGCGACGUGUCCUUUAUCCACCACUCUGAGAACUUCUAAAUACCACCAUAUGUUACAUUUAUAACCUCCGUGUUGGAACACAUUGUUAUUUCUACCAUUAGAAAGUGCCUUUUCACUUCGCGAAUCUUUGGGUUCUAAAAGUUUGUGUACUAAUUACAGAUUUGAACUAGAAAGGUAAAAUUCGCUAGCAAAUAUAUACGGUUUACUUUCACAUGUUGUAAUCUAGCACUGACAACUGUUUUGUUUAUUCUUACUCAAAUACAUUUAUAUUUAGUGAUCUGAGCCCCUCCAGCCCUGUGCUAAGCUAAAUUAUUUGCUACAUUUUGUAACUGAACACCACACGGUGCCUGCUACUUUACCGGUAACCAUGGUGACAGUCGUCUUGUUCAGUUCGUUGACCAUAUUUGCUUGGAGAAGAAACGUAGCAAAAACAAUAUGUUUUCCUUUCGUGAAGGUAAACAUACAUAGUUGAAGUUCUCAAACACGGUUUCAAAGAUUUGCUGAUUGUUCAGCUAUAGAAAGUAGAUUUAUCGUUUAACUUACGUUAAGUAACAAAUAUCUAGUUAGUACAGGCUGUAACGUUCCUGUGUUUGGUGUGUUUGUGUGUGUGUGUGUGUGUGUGUGUGUGUGUGCGUGUGUGUGUAAUAUAAUAUUAUACACGGACACACCCGUCUUAUUGUGGAACAGUCCAGUAGACACCAUGUUUGACAUACUAGUAGUUGGUGGUAUAGACUGAACUCAAACCAUUACAGGCAUUUAAAUGUAUUUAUAAUACAGUUAACUGUAGUAUUCACUAUGUGGUUUGUCGCCAUGUGUGCCUUAACGUUAUAUUUGAAAGUCGGUGUUGUUGAACAUUUUGAU
Branchiostoma floridae (Florida lancelet) is the source of this 5778-nucleotide messenger RNA. RefSeq names its product dual oxidase 2-like. Bases 169 to 4956 code for a protein of 1595 amino acids. NCBI's taxonomy places the organism in Eukaryota, Metazoa, Chordata, Leptocardii, Amphioxiformes, Branchiostomatidae. Gene Ontology annotation, cellular component: plasma membrane; NADPH oxidase complex. Gene Ontology annotation, biological process: response to oxidative stress; superoxide anion generation; defense response. Gene Ontology annotation, molecular function: peroxidase activity; heme binding; calcium ion binding. The transcript is spliced from 33 exons. The record is from RefSeq and is a predicted model, not a curated record.